UAUAGUUAUUUAUAUUCGUUACAAAGUAUUCCUACAAACGUAAAUCUGUUUCAUUGUGCGAUACUAAAUGUAUAGUUUCAUAGAAUUACAUACAUAGAAAAAUGUUAACAUUUAGUGGGUUCACCGGCACUAUUUUGCCGAUAAUAGCAAUUGGUUUCGUAGCGAUUAUUGCAUUAGUUAAUUUGUUUCUUAGUUUGAGAAAACGAUUCCCUGUGCGGGUCAACUGCUGGUUUUGCAAUCAAGAUAGCAGGGUUCCCUACGACAACAGUAAUUCUUGGGUUUGUCCUAAAUGCACUCAGUACAAUGGAUUCAAUGAAGACGGUGACUACAAUCGGGAAAUCCCGGAACAAUAUCAGUGCCGAUUGAAUCCUCGCUCCAACAUUACCGACGACGACAAGAUCAGUUACUCUGCUCCAUCCAAUGGAUUAUGUUUUGGAUGUAAUCGCAAUCAGGAGCUUAAAAUCUACCAACUUGCGUCGUUUGUUCCUGAGAUGGAGGAAAACUAUGAUGCUGAGGUGGAAGAAUACCAACUUCAAUUGGAACAAACUUACAAACUUUGCUCACGAUGCGACCGGGUCCUUAACCGAACACUGAAUGAGGUUAAGCGUAAUAUUCUUGGUUCAAAAUUGGCUCAAAUCGGUAUCAAAGGCCUUAAGGUGUUUGAUUUGCAUAUGGCGGCCAGUGACAAGAAGAUGGCAAUUCGGAAGCAACAGACGGUUGCUAAUGUUUGCUUGUGGAUGAUUAUCGCACUGCUGACAAUUAAACUCGGUCAGCAUCUGGCGGAAGUUGAAAUAAACAAGGAUCGCCUCGAGAUAAUAUUUAGUUCGGCAGUCUCUCAAACUGUGCUUAUUGCAGUUUCUUACUUUGUGGCGUUUAAAGAUACGUUGGUGUCCUUGUGGGAAGGCAUUUGGGGUCAGCCAACUAUUGCCAAUUGGAUUGAACAGUUUAGUUAUUUGAAGAAACUGUUUAUUGCUCGAUGGAUGGCUGGAAACACUACCGUUGCGGACAACAUAUGUGAGGCGUUGAACAAUACUCCCGAAACGAUGGCAGUUGCCACACAGUCCAAUGUUCUUUCGGAUCUAGCACUCAUCGCAUUGGCUUGCAUGUUGCUAGGGGCAAAGUCGUACAUCGGUUCGACAAAACCGGUAGUUUUGAUACUAUGCGGAUUAAUGAAACUAUUUCUACGAACAGAUCCAUGUUCACAAUUCUUGGAGCAAGGAGUUUCGUGCGAAUUGAUUGAGGUUUUUCUAUCAACGGUAGCUUUUGCAACGGCUAUAGGAUGCAUUGGUCAAACGGCCCCAAAAAUACAGCCAUCCGAUAACCUGAACUCUAGUUUCCACAAAAUCUAUUCUCAGGAGACCGCUGAAUGCGAUAACUCGGAUUCUUCGGAACAUCUGCAGCAUCAACUUCGAACUUCCGUCAAAACUGAUGUCAGCAAUAGAUCUUUAGACUCGACUAAAUCUAUCAGUCCUUCCGUUCUGACAUCUUCUAUCACGCGACCAUUGUUCGAUGAUUCGUGUGCUACACAGGCAACUCCCAAAUCCUCUUUUGGUGGACCAAUGCUGGAUGUUAAUCGCCUGAACACCACUUUACAACAGCAUUCACCGAAGCGUACAUUCAGCAGGCAGAGUUUCUUUGUACCGGAAAGUUCUCUACUGAAGACACCUUCGUUUUCAGUAGACAAUUUCACAACUGCUAUGGGAAGUCGACCGGAAUCUAAUAUGAAUAAUGCUUCCCAGAAAUUUCAUGGCUACUAUUCUAUGAGUGCACUCAACACCGCAACCUUGCAGGAGGACCGCUUUGGAGAGGAUAUUGACCGUCUUAGCAUCAGUGGAAGACUUUCCGUUUCCCGAAGGGAUCUCUCCGUGAUCAACAACCCGUUCACUACGCACCAUGUCGAUCCGGACGAAGGUUUCUCGUUGCGUCAUCGUAAAGUUACGGUAUCCCCUCCGAAACUAUGCGCAAUCGCGGAAUCUGGAAACAGCUGGAUAGCCGGUGGUUACUGGGGAAUGGCUCCGCAAAAUAAUCGCGAUGCUGCAAAUCCUCCCGGUUUCGUCCAGCAACCACUGUUCAUGUCGCGAACUUCCUCACAAAGUUCCGGAUUCGAAUCUCAGCCAACGCGACGCCCAACGCCGGAAGAACCACCGCCAUUAGAACUUGAUCGUGUGUCCCUAUUUUCCGAACCGGUUGCCAUUUCCAACGCUUCAGUUCCGAACGCUUUUCAUCAUCGCCUGAAUCAGUCGGUCAACUUCCCUGCGGUACGACCUCAUCCAUCGCCGGUUCCAUCGUUUAUUUCAUUCGCCGGCAGCAGCAGCAAAAUCAAUAGCGGCUUUAGCAAUCGUAAUCUAUUUGGCGAACGUAACCUCUUUCAGACUAAUCCGCCAUCAGCGAUGAGGACCGCAAUGCCCUUUCCGCUGCAUCAGUCACAGACGCCACCUGUUUUUCGUGGCGGAGGUCUCGCUUCAACAGCAUCUAGUUUUGUUCCGAUUUCUCAGUCACCCGCACCGGGUGGUGAAAGACCAUCCAACAGUCAUAGGCGUAGUUUGCUUAAUUUAAGCAAGCUAGGCGAAUUACCGGAAACAACCCAUAAUCAUGAUUCCCAGGAAGAUUGUUAAGUUGCAUUAAAUGGUGUCUAUUUAAAUUGUUUCUAGCCUUAGGUUACUAAAAUAAUUUUAUAUUUCUUUCAAUUCAGUUAAGCGUAUUCUGUAAUGUUUCAUGUUUGUGUGAUAUAUUUUGACUGAUAAAAAAAAUGAAAGUAGGCAACUUUAGCUUUCGAAGAAAGAUUUUACAGCCCACUGCUUCGUAACGUUACGAUAAGUUUGUUAACCUCAUGUAUAAAAACAAGGUGAUUCCGUAGUCAGAGGAUAAUAAAAACAAGUAACAAACACUGCCCGAAUCGGAAGCAUUUUUAGGAAUACGAAAUAAAAUAAUCAUUGUAAGGAAAUAGUGGAUGAUGUU
This is a messenger RNA of Sabethes cyaneus, 2958 nucleotides long. RefSeq lists its product as uncharacterized. Gene Ontology annotation, cellular component: nuclear membrane. Lineage: Eukaryota; Metazoa; Arthropoda; Insecta; Diptera; Culicidae. Gene Ontology annotation, molecular function: actin filament binding; lamin binding. Gene Ontology annotation, biological process: nuclear migration along microtubule. The record is from RefSeq and is a predicted model, not a curated record. Bases 102 to 2615 code for a protein of 837 amino acids. The transcript has 4 exons.